GGCUCAUCAACAGGACCGAAAAGCCGAGGCUUUGGUCAACCGUAGAAAAUUUGCAGAUGCCAUAACUUGUCAUCAAAAGGCAUUAGUGAUAGGUUACAGAAGAGGUCAACAUGUGGAAAGAACAUCAGCAUACCUGCCAACUCUCCCAGUUUUCGUGGGAGUCUCCAAGUUUUUCAUUAACUCUACCGGUCUUCUGGUUGGAGCACCAAAUCUCCUGGGAAAUACCUGCCGUGGCUUUUUUUCAUUUUUUUUUUAAAUAAUUUAGUUGUUUUUGGUCAACAUGUGGCAAGAACAUCAGCAUACCUGCCAACUCUCCUGCUUUUCGUGGGAGUGUCCAAGUUUUUCAUCAACUCUACCGGUCUCCUGGUUGGAGCACCAAAUCUCCUGGGAAGUACCUGCCGUGGCUUUUUUCAUUUUUUUUUCAAUAAUUUAGUUGUUUUUGAGAUGUCAAAAAGGAUUUGGUGCUCUUAUUUAAACUGUUCUCGAUCUGAAAAAGUAAAACAGAGCAGUCAAAUUGAUAUACAUUUAAUGAGUAUUGUAAUUGGUUGGAAAUCAACCAAUCAGAUUGCACAAUACAUGAUAGAAAUAAGUGCGGUUCAGGUUGUCGCGCGCAGUUUACAUGAAGACAUCUACAGAUUUUUGUACUCUGGGGGUUGCAUGGCAGGUAUGCACACUUGGCUGGGCCACUUGUGCCACCUUUUUGUUCAUACCACAUUUUGUCAAUUGGAAAAUGGAACAGAAUAUGAAGACUUACAAUAUCUUUGUAAUAAUCCCUAUGAUCUCCCUCUUUUGAACCAAAGACUAUUGAUUCAACAAUUAUUUGAUUAGUAUUAUAAUAGAUAGAAUGAUUAUGAAUCAUGCUUAAUUUUGAUAGUUACUGAAAGGUAAUACUUUCAAAACUGAUAUUUUUUAUGUAGCAGAGUACAUGAAAGAUUUGGUGUUAAUUGUUUUCUUUUGAAUGUUUUUUAUGAUAAUUUAGAAUUCCUCCAGGAAGCUAUUAAGAUGACUCAGGUGAAACAGGCACUAGUUUCCUUGCAGUUACAGAUGAACAAUCAUUGUAGACAGCAAAGAAUCCUGAAAGAAAAAUGGAAGCGAUGUCAAAUUGAGCAAGAGAAGAAAAAACAGGAGCAGGCCAAAAUAUUACAAGAAAGGCAAAAUCAGGAAGUUGUUCGGAGUGAAAUUUCAUCAAAAUUAGAGGAAAAGACUACUGAAUCAGUUGAUGGGAAAAAAAAUACAGAAUGUUCACAAUCAAGCAGCUUGGUAAUAUCUGCAGAGAACUUUUCAGUAUCAUCCACGAGUUCAUCUUCUGAUUGUGCUGCCUCCAGAGAUGAGAAAUCAGUUGUCAAAGAUCUUGAAGGACAAGUCAGUGAAUUGCAAAUGCAGGUUCUCUCCCUUAGUCAAGAUUUAGAGGACUCUAACAGGGAGAACUCAAGGCUAAGGAAAGCUCUUGACAAUCUGCGACAAUUUAUACGCUUCAAAUUUGGUUAUGAACUUGAGAAUGAAAUGUUUGCAGCAAAUCUUAUCAAGAGCCAGAGUGAAACUGACUCUGAGUCAAUUUUUCAUAAUACUGACUUAAAUCUACCUGCAGAAAAUGACAAAAGGAUUGCAUAUGUUCAGUCUGAUAAGGAUUAUAAAGAGUCAGACCAAGCAAUUAAAGAACUUGAUGAAAAUACUGAUGGUGAAGAAGAUAUACCUCUUCCACCUUUAGAGACACCGCACUUUACCUAUGAAAGUGUAGUAGGACAGGAAGAAACCACUUAAUUUAGCCUGAUUUGUGAAAAGAUAGCCAGGGUUUGAAUGUAGGAUUUGAAAUUGUGUCUGCCAAAAUUGAUAAUUUGGCCCACAUAUUUUAGGCCUGUCAUUUUGAAUCUUUGCUAUUAUUCUCCAAGGUAGACAAACAUCAAAGGAAGACAAAGUCAUUAAACUUAACCUUUCCAUUGAUUGGUCCUGUUUUUUCAUCUACCUUGGAAUUCUGUGUGUUCUUCAAUUUUUCAACCACCCAAAUUAAGAAGUAACUCUAUUAUGGUGUAGUGAGGUUCCAAUCAAUACAAAUAGAAAAGCUAACUUGUUCCCACUUUUAAUUAAGUAUGGCUUAAGUAUACUGGAAUUACUGUA
Stylophora pistillata is the source of this 2115-nucleotide messenger RNA. RefSeq lists its product as uncharacterized. Gene Ontology annotation, biological process: autophagy. The record is from RefSeq and is a predicted model, not a curated record. Lineage: Eukaryota; Metazoa; Cnidaria; Anthozoa; Scleractinia; Pocilloporidae.